Messenger RNA from Spirometra erinaceieuropaei, 9860 nucleotides. The record is from the annotation of a GenBank genome assembly. Lineage: Eukaryota; Metazoa; Platyhelminthes; Cestoda; Diphyllobothriidea; Diphyllobothriidae.
AUGGACCGGGGAGUGGUGAUCUUGGACAUCGCCUACUGCAUUCCUGAGGACAGCGGCAGCUACGUCUGCGUGGCCACGAAUAAAUCUGGACGCUGUGAAAGUGGCUCUGUCGGUAUCUCGUAAGUCUCAACUUGAAAUGGAUUUCGUUAUUCCUGCUAGGGGAGGGGUGAAAAAGGAUUGUGGAUUGCGUUAACAUUCUAGAAACUGUGUGGUUAUUUUUAUAUUAUUAUGCGCAUACAUAGUUACCUAGACGCUAACACGGCUUUAUGUCUUUUCUUUAGGUGCGAGGCCGAUGCCCGGAUCGUCACUAAGUCGAAUCUGACAGAAAAUUCGAUCAGUCACUUGAAGAAACUCGAGGAGCCAGGAGAUGAGUUUUCGCAGUACGUGCUCCCAGUAUGACGUCGUAUUUUACUUAAACUUUUGACCAUGAACACGAGGACAGCCACCAGCCGACACAGUAACAAGUUCGCGUAUUUGUGUAAAGUACUAAUCAUCGGUCUACGUGUGUCAUCUGUGAAUGAACAAGAGCUUUUAUGACCAGAAAGUACCAACGAAGAACCUUCUCAGGAUACGAAUUGUGACAGGAAGAGGUCAAAUACGUGAGAUCUGUGGGAAAUUAAGCAAUACCUCGUCGAAUGGAACGCUGAAGAGGACAGCGGCUUGUCGCGCUGACGCUCAAAAGUGACUUGACAGCACUUCCGACGCCCUCGGCGAAGAAAGGCAUCGCAUUCAGACAUUUUAAAUACCAAGUUCUGCGGGUCCACUUUUACUGAACACUCCACGCAGGAGGGAAGAGGAAGUGUCGUCUAGGUGGCAAAUUGAAAGAAAGCAGGAAUAUCUGAGUAGUACUGUGGCAAUGUGAUAUUACGUACCGAAUAACAGGUCAAACAACACAUGGUGAAUGAAUAACAGACAACUACGGGUUUAAGUCAUGCAUCCACCUGGGUCUGUUUAUUACCUUUAUGACACAAAAACGUGUCGAUUCUCCUACCUGAACUGUUUUUUGGAAAAAAACACUCACGAUCAGAACUCAGAAGUUUUUAUUAUCGAGGCCUUUUUGUUUUCUUGAAUAUAUUUAGAUCAAGCUUGGUCUGUAAUGGCUAGGGAGAAUUAAAAAAGUGGGUACCCGGUUGUCCAGAGGCCAUGGUUGUCCGUAUGCGUCACCCAUAGAAAAUAAAGGACAAAACCCAGUCUUUGCUGCGUUGGACUUUCUGGCGUGAGAAACUGACUAACUCUGAAAGUUUGAAGGCUUUCACACGAAAGACCAGCAUGCUCCUUAGUGAAACCACGCAGGAGGAUAUUCCUUGUGACCGACGUCCCUUAUCCGUAUCACUAAAUAUCGCACGAUGCGAUGGACCCUAAACUAGCCUUCUGAAACUCGUCCAUAAUGUUGCAUGAGUUUUGCCCCUUUAGGGGACUAAAGAUGUAACGUCUAGAGCUCAUAGCCGCGACAUGUCUCACUUUGCAUGGACACUGCGUUCAACUGUCCGAAAAACUAGUUUUAGGAGUUGUCCUCGAGACGACCCGCGGUGAGGCGUGAGUUUUACAGCUCUUCGUCAAGUACAUUAGGUGCCAGCAGCCUCGGUUCUGAUCUGGAUGAUCUUCCACCAGCGCCCAUGGUGUCACAACUCCCUACUCGGGCCCGCAGGUAGGAUAUGACGUUUCUGUGAGGGGGUGGGAAGGAGGGCUAGAAGAGGUGUUUGCUGCGUUCGCGUUUGCAGGAUCCGGUUGUUGGUACGAGGACCAGGGGGUGUGAUGGCACGCCCGGGUGAGGGCACAUGCCGCACCACCCAUCCUGCUUCCAGUUUUCUUGGCUUUGUCCUGACAUCGGGCCCACAAGGGUGAGGAGGAGGCGGAGGAGAGAGUGCGGUGGACACAGGGCGGGUCCACAACCAGUAUAAACUCAUUCACGCACAAGACACCGUCUCUGCGUCAGCCCUACCGUGGGGCGCACGAUGGACAUUGCCAGAACCGACAGUCAAACUGUCAAGUCUUGAUGAAACGACCUGUUGUAGCGGCCGAAGACGUUGAGACUAGCAUACGCAGGGCAAUAAAAAGCACUUGGAGCAGCUACUGACUUAAAAUGAGCUGAAUAGGGCUGUCAGACUCGCCACCACAUUCACCAGUCCAAACAGGUUAGAAGGAAAUUUACUUAACAUAAAGCAUGUAUUAGCAGCAGCAGCAGCAGCAGCAGCAGCAGCAGCAGCAGCAGCAGAGGGGGAUGGGGUGCAGUAUGGGGAAAACAGCCAAUAAUACAGGAAACGGGGAUUUAUCUUGAGGAAAAGAUUCAUUUAAAUUGGGGGCGCCACCUUCCUGCCAACUUAAAACCCGACGGGUAGUGCAACGUUGUGGGCAAAUGCAGAGCAUGAUUGUGAAGGAUGCCGACGUCGGAAGAGAGAGAGAACGAAAAGAGUUGUGGCGAGUGUUGCGGAAGGGGUGUUGGAGGUUGUGAGGGAAAGUCAUCGGCCAUCUUUACCGACUUGUGGUUACACCAUCUCCAUGCGCCAAAAGUAGAUUUAGUCUUCUCAAACAACUACGUCAAAUUCGUGGUGCGUUACACCUUAUGUGCUGGCCUAGAUCUGAAGCGAACCACUCGCAUAUCCAGAUACGCAUGCACACCCAAAAUAUAUGGAUGUACGCUGGCGAGGAAACAGCGAUCCAGCAGAGUUGUGGUCUCAUCCACCCGGAUGGAAUGUUGCGUUUUUCACCGACAGAUUACGGAUAUCAGCUGACCAAGCGGUGCCAGUUCCCUCCGCUCCGAGCCUUCUAUGCCGGGAAGCCGCCACUUCACUUUAUGCAUCGAUUCACCGGCAAACGUCCUCGUCGGCGUCGUUUUAUUUCCCCUAGCCUUUGUUUUUUGCACCCUCUUUUAAUGUCGCUGGUUUUGUUCGUCCAUGCUGACUGCGGAUUUGUGGUUCCUUCAUUCAUACUGACCUUGCUCUGACAUCCGGGCAAGCUUCUUGAGGGUGGAAAGAGUCUCGACAAUGUAGAGAAAUUCCGCCUCACUGUAAACCAACUAACGCGCAAGUCAACGUUGUAUGGGCAACCGUGGGGCGGAGGUUGGACGUCGACGCUUGCGACUGUCGAAUUAUCAUCGAUCAUGCGAAUAUUCCACUCCGCUAACAGAUGUGAUUUAUGCAGUCACCCAUCUAAGAGUCAGGACGAAGGUUAUUUUCUUUCGUUACAGCAUUGACGAAAGAGCAGCAGAUCCUAUCCCACCGUCAUUCAAGGGUCCCAUAAUUCCGCCAAGCGUCACAACUCCGGAGACACUGGACGCCUACUUUGAAGUUCCCGUAGAUACUGGGAAUGGCAGCAAAGUCGAUGUUGAAUGGAGAAAAGAUGGAGAAGUUGUUCAUACAGGUAUGUGAUAAAGUGAUAUAUGUGCAGUAUGAGCGUUCAAGUAGGGGACACUUCCGCGUCCAAAAGAAAUAUUUUCGUUCUGCUUAUAACAGUAGCUAGAAUCAGUCACCAGGGGUAAACUCGGAUAAAAUCAGCCCCCCGCUGUCGGAAGAUAACCCUCAGUCGCAUUUUCCCACAUUCUCUCAGCCCCUCAGUAACCCGGUGGUAGAUAUGAAUGUUUGUUAACAGAACCCUUGUUCAAAUGUUGCCGCUGGUGACUUUUCACUAGUUUUCUCCAGUGCACAUCUUCGCUUUUGACUCAGUCCUCAGCUUGUCGGAUGACCAGAUCUCCCACGAACUGCAAGAGGUGUGUCAUUCAAAGCCCAAAUUCGUCAUCAGACACAUUCCUGCCACUUAAACGCUGGAAAAGGAAGUAAAUAUCGCGAUCAAAUGUUACCCCAAAGCAGAGAGGGGCUUUGAUUUCAAGUUGGCCGUCUGUUUUUGUUUACCCCUGACGGCUGACUCCAAAAACCGCCAUAAAUAUUGCCAAAAUGAAAUGUUAUACAUGGAAAAUUGCCUCAAUAUCCGCAUACCCAGUUCAGUUACGUAUGUCGAUUAAUGUACUCUACAGUUCUAAGACUCCCGUUAUCAAGUGGAGAUGUAAACCAGAAGCGUUAGUAUCCGGAAACGUACGGCCCUUUUCCCAAAAUUCUCCGAGUUACCUAUACUUAUAAAGUAAGACGUACUUUUCAUUGUUGCAUCUUUACUAAGAACGGAACUGGGGACUACUUCGGAACUCUGCACAGAAACUAUACUAAACAAUUGCGGCAUUGGUGAAAUUUCUGCCUUCCAGAUGACGCACUUGCAUACUUCCUUUUAGGUUCUCGGAUCACCGUAAAACUGGAGCUGGGUGUGGCCAGCCUACGCUUCAACUACACUCAGCCCUCGGAUACAGGAAACUAUGUGUGCUACAUAACCACCGAACACGGCAGAGCGGAGAGUGAUACGGCCACAUUGUCCGUCGAAAAGACUGGCACCAUUAUUAAUGACAGCCAGUUGACUGGCGACAGGGCUCAACGUGGUACGCUUAUAAAUAUAAAUCUGUAUAUUAUAUGGGCACCACAAGAAGUAUAAUUCGAAGGAAAAAGUCAUUUCGGAAAGUUGGCUUUGUAAAUGUUCGACUCUGGUUUCCGACGCCGUCCUCAGAAGUGAGGUAGAUUUGCAAGACACUUAAAUUGCAAACAGGCCUACAUAUCGGUACUGCUUUGUCAUUCCUGUCAGUCAGCCCUUUUUAGUAGUUGGCAUCAAGUUCUAAUUUGCUAUCACUUUCUCCAUUUUUCCUUGAGUUUGUUGUACAUGGCACCUAAUUCAGUACGCUCAUUCCUGACUGAAAUGUUAAAAUGCGCGGCCUCUAAAUAUCCUCGUCCUGUCUAAGAUGAACGGAUUCAUAAUGCGAGUCUUCUUUCAAGUGAAUUUUUGUCGGUUUCCAGCGUAUUCAUGCCAAAUUGGAACAAGUAGCUUCACCUUUGUACUGUCAACUGAUGUCCGUUUAUUCGUCAAAAGGCAGAGUUUCCAGUUGGACCACAGUAAACUGUAUCGCAGGGCUUGCACGGUAUCUUGCCUGAGUAGCCGAGCUGGUGGUGCAAUGUAGACGUCGGUUUGUGCUACAGAUGUAUUUGGUGCUCCCUCAAUUGCCUUUCAGCGAGAUCGGACAUAUUCUUAAUGUACGAAAGCGUCCAUCAAUUUUGAGUUUGCGCGCCUGGCCGAAGAAAUCUGGUUCUCUUUCUUUUUCUUUUAACUCCUGUUGUUUCAUGCGUCGAUGUGCAAAAUCUCUAGGAUAGCCAUUCUGGGUAAACGGAUUGAAAAAAUAAUUCAGCUCUGUUUGCUAACUUUUGUCGCCAUAGCAGUGUGUUUUUGCUAGAUUAGGGAAGCUUUCCACGACACUCCGUUUGUGAGAGAAGGAUGACCGCUAUCGUAAUAAGGGGAAACUUCUGCAUAAGUUUCAUUGCCCUAAACAAGGACGUCAAGAAAUGGGAGUUUGCUGCCAACUUGUUAUCGGGCAUGAAUUCGAUUCCUGGAAGCGUUGAGCCAAUAAAGUUAUGGAUCAUUUCAAGUUGGCCUUCUUUUAAGAACAACAGAGGUAAAGUCAGCAUAAACAUACCCGUAAUUAGGGUUUAACUACUGUUAGGGCAGUAGCCUCAAAGUAUUGUAUCGCGACUUACGCAAGAAAGCCAGAGAUGGGUGGUCCAAAAGGGGUUCGCUUCAGUUCUUAAUAGUAUUCCUGUGCAGAUGAAAAGUUCCUUUCCGGAAAUAGGUUUAAGAGUUCUAACAAAGCAGAUGCAGGGAAAUGCGAGUCGCAAAGCCGGGGACGCUCUUCUGUGCAUUGCCUUGCCAAAUCCAAUGUGAUAGGUACAAAAAGGGAGACUAACUCAAAGAAACCAUUAUCCAUCUGCUGACAUUUUGAGUCUUUGUACUUUGCCCACAAUCUCCAUUGAAUUCUCAUUUGUUUCUUCACAAUCCUUUGUCGGUGGAUGGAGUUCGUGGGGUAGCCAGUUAGAAAUCUCUUAAUUGGGUGUACCAAGUGACGAUGCCAUCGGUCGCAGGGGUACUUUGAGUUUGUGAGCCUUAGGCAGUCCAUAGAUUUUAGUGAUGCCCAACUCAGUCUGUCGUAGGUGUUUGAAAAUAUAUCCGGGUAUCUGCUUCUUCCACGUACGUCGUCUUAGCUCUCUUUCAAUGGUUUAAUUCUGCGCUUUGAAAGGGUCUGCGGUAAGAGGUUCAUAGUAACAGUAACAGUAUUUUUUCAUUGUAGUCUGCAUUGUUCAGCAUUGCAGUGAAGCCUCCUUUGUCCGCAGGAAGUAUGACGAUGUUUUGUCUAGAACUGUGCAAUGAUUUACCGUACUAACAACACGGGUAUUAGCUAAAAGCCCAGACACGCGUGUUUCGCCGAUCUUAUGCCGCUGUCUGACGCAGCUGCGAGGGGUUCGGCUCGUCAGUGGGUCCCCCAGCCUUCCCCGUGUGUUUUCUGGUAUAUGAACUCCAGGUUUAACUUGCCUUGUUUAAUUUCCGAGGAAACUAAUGCGCGAACUUGGAGUAAAUCUUUCGAAACGGCCCUUUUCAGGCACGCUCCAAAUUUUGAUAUGAAUAUUUGAGCUGAAAUCCAUCAGCUACUGCGGACGUCUACUUUUGACUUUGUCAAAUGCCUUUCUUUCUUCAUGGGAUGGUACUGAAAUAGGACUUUGUUCCUUCAAGACAUAUACAGUAGUACUCCGUACUGUGAGACAUUCAUCGUUCUUAAGACUUUUGCUGAUACAAAGGUUUUAAAAAAACCUUAGUAUUUUGCAGCGGAAUGAUUAUAGUUCAUUCCCUUUUAAGGCACAUUCACUCUGACUAUCGUAAGGCCUCUUGCUAACAGAUUUACUACCCUUGGCAUGCAGUUUUGAUUUGUCUAUUUCCGUUUACAAUUGAUCAUCUGUUUUCUGUCUAAAACACUUCUCUUUUUCUAUUGUUUGAUGUCGAAAACACAAGUACUCGUUUCAUUAAGACAUUCAUCUAAGUGCCAAGAGAGAUUAUUUCGACAGAAGUUAACAUGUUUCCUGGAAACGUGGAAUUCCUGAGGUCUGCAACGAGUAUCGAUAAACGUGAUCUAGGGUAAUUCUUGUGGCAGAUCUUACUUAGACAGAUUUUGUUAAAAUCAUCUUCUUUAGACGUCAGAUAACGGUCCUCGCGACCGACUUUCGUCCUAAGUUCACAGUAGGCAUGAAACUAUAACAAAAGGACUUCGAUUCAGACGUUACUGAAUUACUGUUUCACAAAAGUGACGGUUUUACGACCAUUCGGUCUGAUGCUGGCAAACCACGGUUAUGCUCAUCGUCGCCUCUGCCGAACAUAGGAUAGGAGGGAAGGCGACUUUAAAACACAUAAUUUAAGACUGCUUUCUCUCCCCACAGUCCGAAAGUUUAUUUUUAUAUAGAAAAUAGAAAUAAAACAGUACGUCAGAGUGACCUAUGCGUCAUUUUAAAAUGCAGGACUGCAAGCUCUGCAGGAGUUGGAGGAACUCCUGAAUGCCCCAAGACGGGGACCUGACGUCGAGGACGGGCCGGCAGCGGCACCCAGCAUCCUCCGCCAACCAAAGCCCGUCGGCGAGAUCAUGGAGGGAGAAAGUGUGAGCUUCCAACUGCAAUUCGAGCCCGCUACCGACCCCAAUGUCACCGUGGAGUGGUGAGCUCUCCAACUCAAUCCACAUACUUCGCAUUGGUUAACCUAAAUGCAGAUACGAAACUCGUACUGGUUUUAUAUAAUCAGUUGUUUCCUUCGCACUUUUUUGCUCAAUUAAAGGUACAAGGAUGGCGAGUCGCUUUGCAAUGGCACGCGAUUCCGUGUGGAGCACGAACGAGGAAUCGCCACCCUUGGUCUAUUGCACACCAUUCCUGAGGACAGUGGGUCCUACUGGUGCCAAAUCAGCAAUGCCUCGGGCAGUAUCGAGAGCGAUCACCUGCAGUUGAGCUGUACUCCGAGCGCAGCGAUCAUAACUCAAAGCAACCUCCUCGAGGGUUCUGAAGGCUUCAAACUCAUCCAGGCGAUUGAGGCUGCUGCAAGAGAGAAGUGCGUUUCUUGUCUGCUGACUGUCGCUUAUUUCACCUACCAAGGGAGAAUUGUGAGUGAUUUAUGUUUGUCAGCGAAUGGAUGAAAUGACUAUCUUCACUCGGGUGCGGGUCACAGGCUCACCCAGCGCCCCUGCGCGGUGACGUUGCUGUAAUGCGGACAGUGACUAUGUAGGAGAACGUUCUACUCAAUAAUUAUUAGUAGGCGUAUAAAUGUGCUAAGGAAAGGGGUCGGGGUAGCACUUCACGACUUGCGCACACACUGACAUCGGACCCUACCCAACUUCUUAUAUCAGUUCGUUCAUUGCCACAUUUCUGCUUCAGUUCGGACACAAGCAUGCGAUAUUCUGAGGACGUGCCUGAAGACGCCCCACCCGCCAUUGAUGUGCCUCCACAGACGGCGGAAGUCAUCGUUGGAGCACCGGCACGCUUCUUGGUGAAGAUGAGCGGCCAUCCUGUUCCCGAGAUUGCCUGGCUUCUUGAUGGUGAACCUGUUCAACAGGUAUGCGUCCUACUAAGGGAUUUUUGAUGGAUUUUCGGACACAGCGUAGGCUAAUCGAAAACAUCUAAUAGGUGCUGUUUUUGAAUUUUUUUCUGCCUCAACGAAAUAAACCUGUUACCUUUGCUAGAUCCCCACUCUAUAAAACUCCCCGGCCUUAAUUAAUUAAUUCAUUAAUAAGAUUUGAUUAUUUAACGCUUUAUGUAACUUUAUUAAAUAGCUGUAUGUCGCACAUGGCCGUCAAAAGGUUGAUGAGGGACAUGUUCAGCCAAAUUAUAUAAGCAAUUUUGGAAGUAUAUACAAUCUGACGGAUAAUCUUAUAUUGGCGUGCAACCAAUAGUCGACGGAGGCUUAGCGAAAUUGAAAAAGAUAAUAUUGUUGUCUGGAGUAUAGAGUACCAUACUCAGGCUGAGCUCAGGAGACGCAGACACUGGCCAGCGGCCAACCACUCCCAUCAUCGCUAACCUGAGCCCGAUUUUCUGUAUCUGUUACAAAGUGGAAAGUUUGAAUAAUAGGUAUAUGUGCAUUCCAGUAGUGGACUACCUAAAAUGUAUUGCAGUACUCCUCUCUGACUUUCAUCCUUCGACGUCGUACUUUAACAAAGUUAACUGGUUUCAAAAUGGUUGAAAUUAACUUGAUGCAGAAAGACGAUUCAAAGUUGACCGAGUAUGUUCCUUUCAGAAAGACCAACGUCCAAAAUGAUACCAUCUUUACCCCUUUUGUAGUUUUAUUUCAACUGACCCUGUCUGAUUCCAUAAAUUUAAUUGUACAACGGUUUCCCACUUAUGCUCCGUAGGAUUCCUUGACUAAGGUAUACAGUGACGGUGGCAUCAGCAUCUUGGAGUUCAACAAAUGUUCAUUCGACCUCGGCUCACAUACCAUUCACGUAAAGGCUCAUAAUGGACUGGGCAGCACAGAGGCGCAGACAGAACUGAUUGUCCAUCCGCCCGACUACAAGGUGCCUGAUCUAAAACACGUCGCCCCAGGUACGUCGGUCCUGCAGUUCCCCGUUAAUCCCUAUCGCUUUAGAAAAUCCCUUCAGAAAGCUGAUGGCUCUGAAGAAGGUGGAAUGCACGCCUGAACUGAACAAGGCAUUCUCGAAAUCGAAGCCGACGCCCGAAACAAUCAUUCAGAUGGAGAGAGGUGAGUAGUACUUAAGAGAAAUGCUAACUUGUAUUAUUUAACCCAUAGGCACGGAAAUGAAGGUGAAGAACUUCCGGUCGCCCGAGGUGGUUGCAGCCGAGGAGAUGCUUGAUAAGGUCACACAGGGGCUUCGCAAAUCUGAUAUCAAUAAGGUACGCCCAUUGGACAACUGUGUUCUGCCUAACAUUAAAUAGCCCACUUAAAUAUCUGAGUAGACAUAUUUUUACAAGACUAACCCAGAUGCGCCGCUCUUACAGGGAAGGCAUGGAGAUAACUAG